AUGUCGAGCACCGAGGGCAAGACGAUCACUUGCAAGGCCGCUGUCGCAUGGGAGGCCGGCAAGGACUUGGUCAUCGAGGACAUCGAGGUUGCAGCACCACGGGCGGGCGAGGUCCGGAUAGAGGUCUAUUACACCGGUGUGUGCCAUACCGAUGCGUACAUGCUCAGCGGGAAGGACCCCGAGGGCGCCUUCCCCGUCAUUGCUGGCCACGAGGGUGCUGGUAUCGUUGAGAGUGUUGGCGAGGGCGUCACCAACGUGAAGAAGGGAGAUACCGUGGUGGCUCUCUACACACCAGAAUGCGGCGAAUGCAAGUUCUGCAAAUCCGGCAAGACCAACCUCUGCGGCAAGAUUCGUGCCACCCAGGGCAAGGGCGUCAUGCCUGAUGGCACCUCUCGCUUCAAGUGCAAGGGCAAGGACUUGCUCCACUUCAUGGGCUGCUCGACCUUCUCACAAUACACCGUCGUUGCAGACAUCUCCGUGGUCGCCGUCACAGACAAGGCACCCAUGGACAGGACAUGUCUACUCGGCUGUGGUAUCACAACCGGCUACGGUGCAGCAGUCAUCACCGCUGGCAGGGGUGGCGUUGAGAAGGGCGCCAACGUUGCUGUAUUCGGUGCGGGAUGUGUUGGUCUUUCGGUCAUGCAGGGUGCGGCAGCGCGCCAAGCUGGCAAGAUCAUCGCGGUUGAUGUCAACGACGCGAAGAAGGACUGGUCCAAGCAGUUCGGUGCCACUGACUUCGUCAACCCAGCCAAGGACCUGAAGGAGGGCGAGAGCAUCCAGCAGAGACUGAUUGAUAUGACCGACGGCGGCUGCGACUACACUUUCGACUGCACAGGAAACGUGAGCGUUAUGCGUGCUGCCCUCGAGGCUUGCCACAAGGGUUGGGGUGAGAGCAUCAUCAUCGGUGUGGCAGCUGCUGGACAGGAGAUCUCUACAAGGCCCUUCCAGCUCGUUACCGGACGUGUAUGGAAGGGCUGUGCUUUUGGUGGUGUCAAGGGCCGCAGCCAAAUGGGCGGCCUCAUCGAUGAUUACAUGAGCGGCAAGCUCAAGGUCGACGAGUUCAUUACCCACAGACAACCGCUCAGCAAGGUCAACGAGGCCUUCCACGAUAUGCACGCCGGCGAUUGUAUCCGAUGUGUCGUCGACAUGAGGAAGCUGUAA
Molecule: messenger RNA, 1161 nt
Organism: Fulvia fulva
Lineage: Eukaryota; Fungi; Ascomycota; Dothideomycetes; Mycosphaerellales; Mycosphaerellaceae
Product: S-(hydroxymethyl)glutathione dehydrogenase
Exons: 3
Coding region: 1-1161 (386 amino acids)
Biological process (GO): formaldehyde catabolic process
Cellular component (GO): cytosol
Molecular function (GO): S-(hydroxymethyl)glutathione dehydrogenase [NAD(P)+] activity; zinc ion binding
Source: RefSeq, a predicted model, not a curated record